This is a messenger RNA of Durusdinium trenchii, 808 nucleotides long. NCBI's taxonomy places the organism in Eukaryota, Dinophyceae, Suessiales, Symbiodiniaceae. The record is from the annotation of a GenBank genome assembly.
CUGUAACAUUCCACUCAAUGCAUUCUAAGCCAGGACCCCCCAACCCUGGAACCAGGAGACCUUUUUGUUGGAGUGUCUUCAUGUUUGGACUUACUUACAUGAAUCGGAGACUAUGGAGCCUCCAUCGCAGCUCCAUCGCAGGGGUCGAAGCCCCUACAACCCUGGUUUGUUCGGCUUCCCAUUCUUAGGGCACUCCUCGCACAUCCUCGCACGUACUAGCGUCCUUGCUCCUAGCAGCGAUGCAAGGAACCCCUACUAGCGUCCUUGCUCCUACUCGCACCUCUUCCUGGGCGAAACCCUUGGCACUUGGACUGCUGAGACUGGCUCAAGCUUCUUGUGGAGGGCUAGGCGCCGUGUGGUCGGUGCUGCACGGCUGAGAGCCAUGCAGAUCUUUGUGAAGACCCUGACCGGGAAGACCAUUACCUUGGAUGUCGAGGCCUCUGACACCAUCGACAAUGUGAAGGCCAAAAUCCAAGACAAGGAAGGCAUCCCGCCAGACCAGCAGCGCUUGAUCUUUGCCGGGAAACAGUUGGAGGAUGGGCGAACUUUGAGCGACUACAACAUUCAGAAGGAAUCCACCCUCCACUUGGUGUUGCGUUUGCGAGGGGGCGUCAUCGAACCCUCCCUGGCGGUCUUGGCACGGAAGUUCAACUGCGAGAAGAUGAUUUGCCGGAAGUGCUACGCGCGCUUGCACGCGAGGGCGGUGAAUUGCCGCAAGAAGAAGUGCGGCCAUUCCAACCAGCUGCGACCCAAGAAGAAGCUGAAGUGAAGAGAGCCUCAAAAGACUGGACGGACUUCGCGUGGAGAA